AUGCUUCCACGCUCCUCAGCACUGUUUAUUUUUGGUUCACAGCAACAGAAGAACCUGGAGGGCUAUGUGGGCUUCGCAAACCUCCCCAACCAAGUCUACAGAAAGUCAGUCAAGAGGGGCUUUGAGUUCACGCUCAUGGUAGUGGGAGAGUCCGGCCUGGGAAAGUCCACGCUCAUCAACUCACUCUUCCUCACAGACCUGUACUCACCGGAGUACCCAGGGCCUUCGCACCGGAUCAAGAAGACUGUACAGGUGGAACAGUCAAAGGUUCUGGUGAAGGAGGGAGGGGUUCAGCUGUUACUCACCAUCGUUGACACCCCUGGCUUUGGCGACGCCGUCGAUAACAGCAACUGCUGGCAGCCGGUCAUCGACUACAUCGACAAUAAGUUUGAGGAUUAUCUGAACGCAGAGUCGCGGGUCAACAGGAGGCAGAUGCCCGACAGCCGCGUUCAGUGCUGCCUCUACUUCAUCGCUCCGUCAGGACACGGCCUCAAACCGCUGGACAUAGAGUUUAUGAAGCGGCUCCACGAGAAGGUCAACAUCAUCCCCCUGAUCGCCAAAGCGGACACCAUGACGCCCGAGGAGUGCCAGCAGUUCAAGAGGCAGAUCAUGAGAGAAAUUCAAGAGCACAAAAUCAAAAUCUACGAGUUCCCAGAGACGGAUGACGAGGAGGAGAUGAAGUUUAUCCGAAAAAUCAAGGACCGCUUACCCCUGGCCGUGGUGGGCAGCAACACCAUCAUCGAGGUCAACGGAAAGCGUGUCCGCGGGAGGCAGUAUCCCUGGGGCGUGGCCGAAGUUGAAAACGGUGAACACUGUGACUUUACAAUCCUCCGGAACAUGCUCAUAAGAACACACAUGCAGGACUUGAAAGACGUGACCAACAAUGUUCACUAUGAAAAUUACCGGAGCAGAAAACUGGCAGCCGUCACUUACAACGGCGUCGACAACAACAAGAACAAGGGCCUGACCAAACAUGACACAGGUGACGGCAUGAGUCCUCUGGCGCAGAUGGAGGAGGAGCGACGAGACCACGUGGCCAAGAUGAAGAAGAUGGAGCAGGAGAUGGAGCAGGUGUUUGAGAUGAAGGUCAAGGAGAAGCUGCAGAAGCUGCGGGACUCCGAGGCCGAACUGCAGCGACGUCACGAGCAGAUGAAGAAGAACCUGGAGGCUCAGCACCGAGAGCUGGAGGAGAAGCGGCGGCAGCACGAGGACGAGCGCUCCAACUGGGAGGCUCAGCAGAGGAUCGUGGAGCAGCAGAAGCUAGACCUGUCCAGGACCUUGGAAAAGAACAAAAAGAAGAAGAUAUUCUAA
This is a messenger RNA of Knipowitschia caucasica, 1311 nucleotides long. The record is from the annotation of a GenBank genome assembly. Lineage: Eukaryota; Metazoa; Chordata; Actinopteri; Gobiiformes; Gobiidae.